Aspergillus bombycis is the source of this 1284-nucleotide messenger RNA. Its product is annotated as NAD(P)/FAD-dependent oxidoreductase. Lineage: Eukaryota; Fungi; Ascomycota; Eurotiomycetes; Eurotiales; Aspergillaceae. Bases 1 to 1284 code for a protein of 427 amino acids. The record is from RefSeq and is a predicted model, not a curated record. Gene Ontology annotation, molecular function: proline dehydrogenase activity; flavin adenine dinucleotide binding; sarcosine oxidase activity. The transcript has 2 exons.
AUGGCAAACAAAACUCCACCUAAGACAGACACUGUUCUCAUCAUAGGUGCAGGCGUCUUCGGUCUAUCGAUGGCACUUGAACUGAGCUCGCGCGGGUAUAAAGACGUUACUGUUCUCGACCGCUAUCCGCCUCCAGUCCCAGAUGGUAGCAGCGUCGACAUUUCUCGAAUUAUCCGAUCCGAAUAUGCCGACCCCGUGUAUUCCCAAAUGGCUCAAGAGGCUCUCAAGGGUUGGAAAUCUGAGUACAGAGACUACUAUCACCAUACAGGAUUUGUGAUGCUAUCAGAGACAGCUUCGAAUCCUUACAUCGACAAAACAUUGGAAAUUAUCCAUGAUCAAGGUCGGUCACUGAAAGAGUUUGUGAAUGGGAAUGGCCUGAAAGAAAUGUAUCCAGAUCUCCACACUGAUCUCAGUAGUCUUCGGGCAUAUUAUAAUCCUGAAGGUGGCUGGGCAGAUGCUGAGGGAAGUAUUCGUCAUUUAAGUCACAGAUGUAGUGAGGCGGGUGUGUCCUUCGUCACUGGACCACGGGGAACAGUUCUCUCAUUACGGAGACAGAGAUCCCGUGUUGUUGGUGUGAAUGUGGCCAGUGGAGACUUUAUUCCUGCAAAUCAGGUUAUCCUGAGUACUGGUGCUUGGUCAAAUUUGCUUCUGGAUGUGGCCCAUACAGCAUCUGCAUCAGGCCAGCCUGUAGGCUUCAUCCAACUCAGUCCGGAGGAGGCCCGCAGUAUCACCAAAACACCUGUGAUGAUCAACUUAUCAAGUGGCAUAUUCUGUUUCCCUCCAACACCAGGAACAAACAUUCUCAAAGUUGCCCGACACAGCUACGGCUUUGCAACUUCCACACGUUCCGAUGCUACGGAUCGAGCCGUGUCCUCGCCGAAGUUGGAUUCCAAUAAUGCCAAAAAAUCUUUCCUUCCUCAGGAGGCGGAUAAAGCUCUACGGGAUGGCCUUCGGCAGCUCAUACCACGCUUUGCCGAUCGCCCCUGGUCGAAUCGUCGUCUGUGUUGGUAUACGGACACCCCAGAGGGUGACUUUGUUGUUGACUAUCACCCUCAGAUGGAUGGGCUUUUUGUUGCUAUCGGAGGGGCUGGACAUGGCUUCAAAUUCUUACCUGUUCUUGGUCGGUACAUAGCCGACCGCUAUGAAAACUGUGCCCCAGAGAUUCUCCGACAGAAAUGGAGGCUUCGUUUGCCCGAUGGCAGUGGGGAUUUGAAGAUUGGGGAUGGAAGCCGGGGAGGACCCCCUUUACGGAUGUUGACUGUUGAAGAACAGAGCAAAUUGUAA